CUGAGCAUGCCCAGUAGGCUGUCAGGUCCCAUAGCAGGCUUAUCCUGGUAAUACUUUUGUCUUGCCUUCCUUCUGCACUUUCUUAGUUGACACAGUGCUGCAGCCUUUCGAGGAUAACUCCUAUCCUCUGCCAGGGUGAUCAUUUAAAGUCAUGGCUGCCACGGUGAAGCAAACUGCUAAGGUGGCAAAUGGAGAAUCGUCACAUAUGAAGGCCUACAAAGAGGCCGUGCAUGGGAUACUGAGAACGCUGCAGAGCUGUGUGAAGAAUCUCCAACAACCCGAAGAGGCUGUGAACAUGUCUGUAAACUGGGAAAAAAUCAAAUGCUCGUCUGAUGUCAAGCCAGCGUUCCUGCGUUCCGUUCUUCAGCAGCACAUAUCUGGACUUCAGCCUCUUGUAGAUCAGCUUAAAGAUUUGGAAAGUAUCAAAGAAGAAAAAGAUUCUGACAUACAGCAGACCAGAGAAACCCCCUGUACUGGAGAAUCGAAGGAGAACAUUAAAGUUGGACGCAUUGGCACAAAACAUCCAAAUAAAAAUUCUGAACACCUGCCUGAUCCCUCAGUUGUCCAAAUACAGGCUGGAAAGUCAGAAAUCGACAGAAGGAUACUGGCAUUCAUAGAGAGAAAGCAAGCAGAGAUCAAUGAAAACAACGUCCGGGAGUUCUGCAACGUUAUUGAUUGUAAUCAAGAGAACAGUUGCGCCAGAACAGAUGCCGUUUUCACUCCAUAUCCUGGAUUCAAGAGCCAUAUAAAAGUUUCCAGGGUUGUGAAUGCAUAUGGGCCUCAAACUAGAACUGAUGGAUCCUCUUCCAACUCCAGGGCACAUUCUCUCCCACAUGACUGCGGUAACCAGGCCGUGGAGGAGAGGCUGCAAAAUAUUGAAUAUCACCUACGGCUAAACCCAGGAGGUCCUGUGCCAAAAGACAUUUAUCAGAGAAUUAAAAAGUUAGAGGAUCGUAUCUUGGAAUUAGAAGGCAUUUCCCCUGAGUAUUUUCAGUCAAUGGAGAUGUCCAAUAAGCGAAGAAAAAUCCAGACUUCACAGAGCUACUCAUUGAUGGAACUUGACCAAAAAAUAAACGCUCUCAGGCAGUCCCUCUACAAAAAAGCAAACAUGGAGUCGUUGGAAAAGAUGUAGUCCUAUGGAUUUUGCUGUGGAUAUUGUCUACUCUAGCUGUAGAAGUAUCUAGCGUAGAUAUUGGGGAAGUUACUAUUGUAAAUUAGUAUUUAUAUAUGGUCUUCUUUUUCUUGCUAUGUUUACAUGACAGUGCAGCUGCCAGGAGGCUAUAAACACUGUCAUGGUCAGUAUUUAUCCUCUCCAGAGGAUGAUCUUAAAGUGCCAGUCCUUAGUUUUAGGCCCGUGCAGUCUUCAGCUCCAGCAUUGGGAGACGCUGGCCACGCUGGGGGAUACAGUUGCCAAGGCAGUCGUGCCACGCUUAGCUGAGUUUGCUGAGUCUGGUACAAAUGCCUCGGCGACUGUAUCGCCCAGCAUGGCCUGCGUCUUCCCAUGCUGGAGCUAAAGAUUGAGCGAGCCUAAAACUUGGGAAUUGCGCUUUUCAACUUCUGAAUAUGUGGCAACACAGGUUUCCAGUCUUCUACCCACAUGGGCUGCUGUUGAAGCUCUGCCCACUCUUGCUGCAGCAACAAGAAGCACAUAUGGAGCAACAGUGUGAUAAAUAAAAGAUAAUAUUGGCUUACACCAGAGUACCCCUUUAUGGCCUAUUCACACCUACAGUAUUAUGUGCAGAUUUGAUGUGCAGGAUUUUCUGCUGCAGAUUUCAAUGUAAACUGAACACAUCUUGAAAUCCUGCGCAUCAAAUCUGCGCAGAAUACUGUACGUGUGAAUAGACCCUAAAUCAGAAAAAAAAAGUGUAAAUAUAAUGGCGUAGACUUUGGAAAAUACCAAAUCUGCAGAUUAUGUAGAUCCUCUGCAUACUAUUAAAAGAAGUGUUUUGUAAAUAGCAGUUUCUUGUUAUCUAAGUUGUGUAAUAGUGGAAUCAUUCUCUCUGUGCCAGUUGUCAGAAUAAUAAUAAAACGUUACUUUGAUACUA
Molecule: messenger RNA, 2045 nt
Organism: Hyla sarda
Lineage: Eukaryota; Metazoa; Chordata; Amphibia; Anura; Hylidae
Gene: MBIP
Product: MAP3K12 binding inhibitory protein 1
Exons: 10
Coding region: 152-1132 (326 amino acids)
Cellular component (GO): cytosol
Source: RefSeq, a predicted model, not a curated record